CAAUAAGCAGUAAGUAAAAUAUUUAAAUGUCACGAUAACUUAUUUGAUUGCAAAUCACUAUACAAGUUGUAACCAUUUGCAAAUUGUAAUUAUAAAAGUUUUUUUUUUUUUAAAUCAAAAGCAAAAGUUUUCCAAGUUUUAAGAUUUUUAUUCAUCAACGCAUGUAAAGAAGUGUUUAAUUGGAAUUGAUUAUUAUCUUGGUACCCGAUACUAUAAUUGUAGCUAAAAAAAUUACCGGUGCUAAACCGGUGUUAAAAAGAGGUUAAUAAUUGUUCUUUCAUAUGAAGAGAUGACUAAUUUAAAUGUUAUCUUUUCUCAUCGAGUUAUUUCUUUGCUUUCACAAAAAAAAUUUAUUUCCAUUACUUUGAAGAAUUUCUACUCUACAUUGCAACCAGAAAGAAAAAUGUCAUUUACCGAAGAAAAACAAAAAUUCCUGGCAAUGUCCUCAGAAGAAAAACGAAAAUUUUUCAAGGGACAAGUCGUGACAUUAGAUCAAAUUCAAACAUGGAAUGAAUUUUGGAAGAAUAACAAAUCCGAUAUUUCAACAACAACAGAAGAAGUUGAGCAUGUCGAUGAUAAAUUGUCAAAUAAAAUUUCCCUAUGGCAAGGAGAUAUUACGUCAUUAGAAAUUGAUGCCAUUGUUAAUGCUGCGAAUUCGAGUCUCUUAGGUGGUGGAGGAGUUGAUGGAGCAAUUCAUAGAGCAGCAGGUCCUACUUUGAAAAAAGAAUGUGCAACUUUGGGAGGCUGUCAAGUUGGAGAUGCAAAAAUUACUGGCGGUUAUAAAUUACCUGCCAAGUAUGUUAUUCACACUGUUGGUCCUCAGGGUGAAAAGCCAGAGAAAUUGCAAGAAUGUUACGAAAGUUGCUUGUCACUUGUGAAAGAAAAUAAUUUACGUUCAGUUGCGUUCCCUUGCAUUUCAACUGGAGUUUAUGGCUAUCCUCAAAAACCAGCAGCUAAAGUUGCUUUGGCUACUGUUAAAAAAUUCCUUUUAGAAAAUAACGAUAGUAUCGAUAGAAUUAUUUUUUGUGUUUUUCUACAAGAAGAUAAGAAUAUCUACUUGGAAAUGUUGCAGAAAUAUUUUGGAGUUAAUUAAAUGGGAAAAUUUCAUUAAAUGUAAAAGCAGUGUGUAAGAUUUCUUCGAUGAAGCAUUUUAUUUUAAGACUGUCGUGUGUUAUAUUUAUUCAAAAAAAAAAAAAAAAAAAAUAAUAAUAUAUGGUCUAAAUUUUUUAAAAUAA
This is a messenger RNA of Leptopilina boulardi, 1235 nucleotides long. Its product is annotated as ADP-ribose glycohydrolase MACROD2-like. Gene Ontology annotation, cellular component: nucleoplasm. Lineage: Eukaryota; Metazoa; Arthropoda; Insecta; Hymenoptera; Figitidae. The coding region runs from base 290 to 1093 and encodes 267 amino acids. Gene Ontology annotation, biological process: purine nucleoside metabolic process; peptidyl-glutamate ADP-deribosylation; DNA damage response. Gene Ontology annotation, molecular function: ADP-ribosylglutamate-[protein] hydrolase activity. The record is from RefSeq and is a predicted model, not a curated record. The transcript is spliced from 6 exons.